Messenger RNA from Archocentrus centrarchus (flier cichlid), 2325 nucleotides. RefSeq names its product glycine receptor subunit beta. Gene Ontology annotation, biological process: monoatomic ion transmembrane transport; chloride transport. Lineage: Eukaryota; Metazoa; Chordata; Actinopteri; Cichliformes; Cichlidae. The transcript is spliced from 9 exons. The coding region runs from base 1 to 1491 and encodes 496 amino acids. The record is from RefSeq and is a predicted model, not a curated record. Gene Ontology annotation, cellular component: postsynaptic membrane. Gene Ontology annotation, molecular function: extracellularly glycine-gated chloride channel activity; transmembrane signaling receptor activity.
AUGGGCACGAAGAACUUUGUCGUUUUUCUCCUGGUCCUCUUUCUUUGUCUAGAGGUAGGAUUUACCAAAGAAAAAGGAACAAAGAAAGGAAAGAAGAAAGGGAAACAUGUUUACUGUCCAUCACAGCUGUCAUCUGAGGAUCUGGCCCGAGUCCCUGCAAAUUCAACCAGCAACAUCUUGAACAGGUUACUGAUCAGCUACGAUCCCAGAAUAAGGCCCAACUUCAAAGGAAUUCCUGUGGAGGAUAGAGUGAACAUUUUCAUCAACAGCUUUGGCUCAAUCCAAGAAACGACCAUGGAUUACAGAGUCAACAUUUUCUUGCGGCAACGCUGGAAUGACCCCAGGCUGAAGCUGCCAGAGGACUUCAAGUCCGAUUCGCUCACUGUUGAUCCCAAGAUGUUCAAAUGUCUCUGGAAACCUGACCUCUUCUUCGCUAAUGAAAAGAGCGCUAACUUUCAUGAUGUUACCCAGGAAAACAUUCUGCUCUUCAUCUUCCGUAAUGGAGAUGUCCUUAUCAGUAUGAGGUUGUCCAUCACCCUUUCUUGUCCACUGGAUCUGACCUUAUUCCCCAUGGACACACAAAAGUGUAAAAUGCAACUUGAAAGCUUUGGUUAUACAACAGAUGACCUGCAGUUCAUGUGGCAGACAGGAGACCCUGUGCAAAUGGAUGCUAUUGCUCUGCCACAGUUUGAUAUCAGACAAGAAGAUAUUACUUAUGGAAACUGCACCAAAUACUAUGCAGGAACAGGGUACUACACGUGUGUAGAGGUUAUCUUUACCCUAAGGCGACAGGUUGGCUUCUACAUGAUGGGUGUCUACGCCCCUACGCUGCUCAUCGUGGUCCUUUCCUGGCUGUCCUUCUGGAUAAACCCUGAUGCAAGUGCUGCCAGGGUUCCUUUGGGCAUCCUCUCAGUGCUCUCAUUGUCCUCUGAGUGCACCUCCUUGGCCUCGGAGCUGCCUAAAGUGUCCUACGUCAAGGCUAUCGACAUCUGGCUCAUCGCUUGCCUGCUGUUUGGUUUCGCCUCGCUGGUGGAGUACGCCGUGGUUCAAGUGAUGCUCAACAGCCCGAAGCGCAUCGAGGCUGAGAAGGCAAAGAUAGCAUCCAAAGAGAAGGCUGCGGGAAAGAGCCCCGCCGCACGGAACAACACGGUCAAUGGAACCGGAGGGACGCCACUUCAUGUCAGCACUUUGCAUGUGGCUGAAACCCGCUGCAAGAAGGUGUGCACCUCUAAAUCAGACCUGAGGACCAAUGAUUUCAGCAUUGUGGGCUCACUCCCUCGGGACUUUGAACUGUCAAACUUUGACUGCUACGGGAAACCCAUCGAUACUGGCACUGGUCUUGGCAAAUCCCAAGCAAAGAACAACAAGAAACCUCCUCCUCCAAAACCAGUUAUCCCCUCUGCUGCCAAAAGAAUUGACCUGUACUCCAGAGCUCUCUUCCCGUUCUCCUUCCUCUUCUUUAAUGUGAUUUACUGGUCCAUAUACUUGUGAUUAUCUUUAAAUGAUCUUGUAUUAUUAACGUCCCAUCUCACUGUCAUGAGUUUCUUAAUUAUCAAAAUAAACUUGAAGAAAUGUGAAACCUACCCAUACAAAAUUAUCUCUGAGAAGCUACUCUAUAUCAUUAGAAUUAUUAUAUUUAUCUUCAUUAAAAAAAAGACCAUGGUCACCAUUUGUGUUUAAAAAAUGAUUCCAAAUCAGUCUUUCUUAUCUUUCCUAAAAUGGAUAUAUAAAGUCUUAUAGUGAAAAGCUUUAUUUAUUGAUAGUGGUACUUGUGAGAGUAAUACAGGAUGUGACGGAUGGUGUGCAAACAAAUCCACAAAGACUGAUUAAGAAAUGAACUGAAGAUGCACAGAUCUGUUGGUGAUGCUAUUUGAUUUAUUUAUUUAUUGAUUGAUUUUUUUUUUUUUUUGCCCUUGCCCAGUGGGAGUAUGCUUGCAAGUUUAAUAAGUUAAAGCAUUUAAUUUAAGCUUCUAUGCAAAGUGUAACAAUGUAAUUACCUUGCAUGUUAAAAAAAUAAUGCAUGUAUAUGAAAGCAAAGCAUAAAUAUAUAUGAAAUAUAUAUUUAUUAAAUUUCUUUAAUAUUAUUAUGAUUUGCUCUUGAGAAGAUAUGUGGCUGUGAAACACUCCUGUUCCUGUUCAGAUGGCCAUGUGACACUGCCACUCCUCCAGCAAAUGUAACAUUUGACACCUUUAAUGUUUGUAAAUGGGUCGCUCGUGAGCUGUGACCACGUGUUUGUGAAAUACACGAGCAAAGGAAAAUAAACGAACAAGCAACUUUUCACCAAUUUAAUGUGAUUAAAGAAAACAGAAAAUUUUAAAUCAAGA